AUGCACCGCGGCCACGAAUCUAUGCACACUACGAUGGUGAUGAUCCUCGUGGUGACGCUGAUUGUCGCUCAGGUCAUCGUGGUAGAAUGGAAGAAGCGCCACUACAGGUCUUACGCGUUCUUCACGAUGGUGGCGAUGUGGUCGAUACCCGUGGUCUUGAGCGUCAAGAACGGCUGGUACAGGUUCAUCACCGUAUGGAGCAUAUUCACGCUGCUGACAGCAAUAGUCAUACGGAAGUCCACCACCAAGCCAAUGUCGGUGACGACUCCUCGGUUGGUGUACAAGUGGUUCUACCUGAUAUACAAGGUGAGCUGCUGGCUCGGCGUGGUCGGUUACGUGGCGAUGAUGCUUACCCUCCUCGGCGUGAACACCCUGUUCGGGGAGAAGCCCCAGCGCUGGAUGGACUUCGCGCUGAUGCUGCUCUUCUACGGGCUCUACUUUGGCGUGCUAGGGCGCGACGUGGCAGAGUACUGCACGGACAAGAUGGCCGCCACCAUCGGGUAUUACACAAAGGAGGGGAUUCCCACGCGUCAGCUCGAGAAGAACGUGUGCGCGGUGUGCGGUAAUCAAUUGCUGGUUGACGUUAAUGAGGAGGGCGUCAUAGAGAACACAUACCAGAUUGCCUGCGGCCACGUGUUCCACGAGUUCUGCAUCCGUGGCUGGUGCAUCGUCGGCAAGAAGCAGACCUGCCCCUACUGCCGGGAGAAGGUGGACCUGGCGCGGGUCUUCACCAACCCAUGGGACCGCCCCCACAUCCUGUACGGGCAACUCCUCGACUGGAUCAGGUGGCUGGUGGCCUGGCAGCCGCUGAUCCUGUUCCUGGCGCAGGGCAUCAACUGGCUGUUCGGGCUGGAG
This is a messenger RNA of Iphiclides podalirius (scarce swallowtail), 855 nucleotides long. The record is from the annotation of a GenBank genome assembly. Lineage: Eukaryota; Metazoa; Arthropoda; Insecta; Lepidoptera; Papilionidae.